Molecule: messenger RNA, 615 nt
Organism: Drosophila sechellia
Lineage: Eukaryota; Metazoa; Arthropoda; Insecta; Diptera; Drosophilidae
Exons: 2
Coding region: 87-431 (114 amino acids)
Source: RefSeq, a predicted model, not a curated record
GCAACCCUGGUUGCCAGCUGCAGACGCUUGUUUACAUUUUGCAUCUUUACAUAACGAACUCAGUAACUCCAGUACAUAAGCACACUAUGGCACUUUUCGAGAUGAAGUGGCUGCGCCGCUGGGUGAGGCGCAACACGAAUCCCAUACCGGAGCACCGGGCGGAGCUGUGGAAGCGGCGCUUGAGCAUCGGGUACGCCGUUCUGGCCUGGCAGGCAUUCGGCCUCGUUUGCUACAUGGUCUACACCGGACGCAACGACUGGGCCAAGUACUACGGCUACAAGACGGAGGAGGAGCUGGCCCUGUCGCCGGCCCAACAGUUCGCCAAACACCUGAAGGUCGAGGGCAGCGGCAAAAUCAUCAGGUUCUCCGGAUUCCACAAGGUGGAGGAGGUGCCCUUCGACGCCAGCGAGGUGGACCGGGUCAAGGAGUAGCUGUAGUUCCCACCAGCUCAGUGAACCAUCAUUUUUUUUUAGCCAUCGAAACCGUUGUGGAUCCAAAAUGGUUUCGCGUCCCCGAGCAUCAGAUACAUCUUGAUGGGAUAGAAGGACACUCUUAAAUUUCUUGUAGUGUUCUACAUUUAAAUUUCGUAAGAGAUUAAAAUGAUUUCAAAUUUAA